This is a messenger RNA of Adineta ricciae, 4539 nucleotides long. The record is from the annotation of a GenBank genome assembly. Lineage: Eukaryota; Metazoa; Rotifera; Eurotatoria; Adinetida; Adinetidae.
AUGAAUAAAGUUAAAGAAAAGAUUUUUGUUUUAAUUUUAAAAGAAAAUGAAGAUAAAAGUGAAGAAUUAUUUCGAUUAGAAAAGAAUUCGAUUAUUCAAAUAAGUUUAUCAUCUUGUUUAUCUUAUAAAAAUGUUCGAUUUUUUACAAAUUAUCCAUUAAAUGAAUCAUUUCAUCGAAAUAAAUAUUCUGAAUUGAAAUGGAUCAAUACAGAUCGAGAUAUUUUACUUGAUUGUUCCAAAUCUGGUUCAUUUCAUUAUUAUUUUACCAUCGAUGGAUCAAAAGAAAAUCGAAAUGGUCAAGGUUAUUUUCACAUUUGUCCUCAAUUAAUUGUCUCAACAGAAAUUCUCAAUGAAAAUUCUUUAACCUGUCAAACAAUUCUUUCGAAAUGUUUAGGUCGAUAUUGUGAAUGGAUGUCUCGUCUUGAAGUAUCAUAUCAUAGUGGUUAUAAUUUAAUUCAUUUCACUCCAAUACAAAUUCUUUCAAAGAUUUCCAAUUCAUCAUAUUCAAUUAAAGAUCAUCAUCAGAUAAAUCCAAUUUUUCAAUGCUCAUUUGAACAAAUUGAAAAACUUGUUGAAAAUCUUUUUCAAAAAUGGAAAAUCUUUUCAAUUACUGAUUUAGUUUAUAAUCACGUUGCAAAUGAUUGUCAAUUAAUUGAUGAUUAUCCACAAAUAACUUAUAAUUUAGUGAAUAGUCCAUAUUUAAGACCUGCUGUUCUUCUUGAUUCAAUUUUAAUUCAAUUAACUCGAGAUAUUUCACAAAAUCAACUUUUAUCCAAAGGAAUUUCAUCAAAUCUUCAACAAGAUCAUUUGGAAUUAAUUCGAAAUUAUCUUCUCAAUGAACAAAUUCCGAAAUAUCGUCUAUGGGAAUUUUAUAUUGUUGAUAUUGAUGAAAUUGUUAAAGAAUUUCGUGAAUUUUUAUCAAAAGAAUCUUUUUGUUCAGAAAAAUCUUCGAAUGAAAAACUUGAAAUUGAUCACGGAAAAUAUUAUCGAUUAAAAAGUUCAAUUGAUUUUCAAUUGGCUAAAAAGAUUUAUUAUUAUCAACGAUCAAAUGUUGACAAAACUGAAGAAUUGAUUGGAAUAUCCUGUGAACAAUUCAAAUCCGAUUUAAUUCAAAUCAAUGAAAAUAUUCGAAAUGAUUUAAAUAAAAAACUUGAACGUGCAAUUGACAAUUGUAUUAAAUCGUGUUUUUAUCGAUUUUUUGCGUAUGAUGGACCGAAAUACAAACAAAUUUCAUUUCCAUCAAUUCCCUUUGUUUCCAAUUAUUUUUCAUAUCCAAAUCAAGAAUUUCCACAUCCCGAUGAAAUCAAUCGUCUCAUUGAAAAUGAUUUGGAAUAUCAAAUGAAGAUCAUGGCACAUAACGGAUGGGUGAUGAAUGACGAUCCACGACGGAAUUUUGCUGAAGAAGGUCAAGAUGUUUAUUUAUGUCGAGAUUUAAUUCCUUGGUGCGAUUUAAUUAAAUUACGCUUUGGAAAUCGACGUGAACAAUGUCCUGAGAUUUUAUAUUCUUAUAUGAAAGAAUAUACACGAUUAAUUGCCAAAACAUUUCAUGGAUGUCGAUUAGAUAAUUGUCAUUCAACACCGAUUUGGUUUGCACAAGAAAUGAUGGAUUAUGCAAGAGAAAUCAAACCGAAUUUUUAUAUAAAUGCCGAAUUAUUUACGGGAAAUAUUUCAAUUGAUAAUUAUUUUAUUAAUCAGAUUGGAAUUGAUUCAAUUGUAAGAGAAUCUUAUCGCGCAUUUAAUCCGUAUGAAUUAGGUGAAAUGAUUUCAACAAUAAGUCAAUCAAAUCCAAUUGGUUCAUUUAUUCAAUUGAAUGUUUUACCAUUAAAAUCAAGAAAAUCUUCGUAUUUAUUUUAUGAUCAAACACAUGAUAAUCCAUCAUUGAUUGAAAGAAGAUCUGUUGAAGAUCUUCUUCCACGUUCAGCAUGUGUUACAAUGACAAAUUCAAGUAUUGGUUCAAAUCGUGGUUAUGAUGAAUUAAUUCCACAUUAUAUUGAUGUUGUUCAUGAAACAAGAUUUUAUGCGAAAUGGGGUUAUAAACAUCAACAAAUCAAUGAAAAAACAGCAUUAAUUUCAAUUCGAAAAGCAUUAAAUCAUUUACAUGUUGAUCUUUCUCAACAAGGUUUUACUCAAUUAAUGGUUGAUCAAUUAUCAAAUUCAGUGUUAUUAAUAACUCGUCAUAAUCCUGAAAAUCAUCAAUCUGUAUUAUUAAUCGCUCAUACAUCAUUUUAUCAAUCAAAUGACAAAUGGGAAUACAUUAGUUCGUUGACAAUUGAUGGAAUUAUUAAUGAGAUUCUUUUUGAAGGGAUUCUUCAUCAUCCACAAGAGAAAGAAUCAGUAAAAGAUUUUCAAAAAUCCAAAGAAUAUUUAAAUGGAUUGGAAAAAACUAAAAUUUAUUUUAAAGAAAAAGUUUUUCUUGAAGAAAGUCGUUGUAUUCGUUUAACAUCACCGAAUUCUCCUGAUUAUACGGGUUAUCGAACAAUUGAAUUUACAGAUGAAUUUGCUCCUGGUUCAAUCAUUGCUUUACAAAUUUCUCUUCUUCCACAAAUUUCUCAAUCAAUUUCGAAUUUAAAAGAACUUUGUAAACAAUUCGAAAAUCCAACAAGUGAAUUUUGUCAAAUUAUGAAACAAUUAACAUUAGUUGACCUUCAACGUAUUCUUUAUCGUUCAUCAAAUGAAGAACAAGCAGAUGGAAAUGGUUUUGAUGUUUAUUUCAUUCCUGAUUAUGGUCAAUUGAAUUAUUGUGGUUUACAAGGUUUAAUGUCAAUUUUAGAAAAGAUUCGUUUACAAAAUUCUCUUCGUCAUCCAUUAAUUCUUAAUUUAAAACAAGGAAAUUGGCUAAUGGAAUAUAUUGUCAAUCGAUUGAAAAUCUAUUCGAAUACAAAACAAUUGGCUCAAUGGUUUGAAAAUGCUUUUUUCUAUAUUAAAACAUUAACACGUGUGAUGAUUCCCGUGUAUUUUGAUUUAAUUAUAACAAAAUCUUAUUUAAUAUUCUUAGAAUAUGGUUGGUCAUUGAUGACUCCAUUUAUUUCUCAAUCAUCAACAUUGAUUCGUUCACUUGCUCAAACAAGUAUUCAAUUAAUAAGUAUUGUUCCAGAUGCUCGUUUACCUUUAUUAUCAUUGAAUUUACGUCAACCAAAACCAAAACAAGAAAUUGAUCAACAAACAAUGGAAACAAUUCAAUUGUGUCCUUCAUUAGCUGCUGGUCUUCCACAUUUUUCGAAUGGAAUAUGGAGAAAUUGGGGAAGAGAUACAUUUAUAUCAUUACGAGGUCUUCUUCUUCUAACUGGUCGAUAUGAAGAAGCGCGUUAUUUGAUUUUAUCUUACGGUGCUUGUCUUCGUCAUGGUUUAAUACCAAAUCUUUUAGCUGAUGGUAAAACUGCUCGUUAUAAUGCACGAGAUGCUGUUUGGUGGUGGUUAUUUUCAAUAUCAAAUUAUACAAAGAUGGUUCCAAAUGGUCAUGAAAUUCUUUCUGAUGUUGUUUCACGUUUUUAUCCAACUGAUGAUUCACCUUUACAAUCGAUUGGUUUACAUGAACAAUCUUUAUUUGAUGUUAUUCAAGAAGUUCUUAUUCGUCAUGUUCAAUCGAUUAGAUUUCGUGAACGUGGUGCAGGAUCUUGGUUAGAUCCCAAUAUGACAAAUGAAGGAUUUCAAAAUCAUAUUGGAAUUGAUCUUCAGACUGGUUUUAUUUUUGGUGGAAAUCAAUGGAAUUGUGGAACUUGGAUGGAUAAAAUGGGUUCAAGUGAAAAAGCUAAGAAUAAAGGACAUCCAGCAACACCACGUGAUGGUUCAGCAAUCGAAUUAAUUGCGUUAUCUCGUUCAAUACUUGAUUGGUUAAUUCAAAUGAAUCAACAAGGUUUUUAUCCAUAUAAAUCAGUUGAAACUAAUUCAAAUUCAAUGGAAAAUAUUGAAAUUUCUUUUCAAAAAUGGAUUCAAUUGAUUGAUGAAAAUUUUGAAAAAUAUUUUUGGAUCGAUCAAACAAAUUCAUCAAAAUAUGUUCAUCGAAAACAAAUUUAUAAAGAUUCAAUUAAUUCAACAUUUCAAUGGACAGAUUUUCAAUUACGACCAAAUUUUCUCAUUGCUGCUGUUGUUGCUCCGCAAAUGUUCGAGAAAACUCAUAUUUGGUUGGCUUUACAACAAGUCGAACAAAUUCUCUUAGGGAAAUAUGGAAUUAAAACACUCGAUCCAAAUGAUUAUAAUUAUAUUGGUGAUUAUGAUAAUGAUGAUGAUUCAAAUGAUUAUAAACGAGCACAUGGCUUCAAUUAUCAUAAUGGUCCUGAAUGGCUUUGGUUAACUGGAUAUUAUAUUCGAGCAAAACUUUAUUGGGCAAAACAACAAAAUGAUCCUUUAAUUAUUGAACAAACAAAAAAACAUAUUGAAGAAAUUCUUUGUUCACAUAAGGAAUUAAUUUUAUCAAAUGAUUGGAAAGGUUUACCGGAAUUAACAAAUGCAGAUGGAAAAUUAUGUUCACAUUCAUGUUCUGUACAAGCUUGGUCUUCAGCUACACUUUUAGAAGCUCUUUAUGAUCUCACACAAACAUAG